AUGGAUAAAACUGGUCGAUCACAUUUUUCAGAAAUACAAAAUACAUCACUGUUCGGUCGAUGUGAUAGUUUAAGUCAAGAACAAAUACAACAACAACAAGAAGAAUCGGAUAAUAUACAAACAUCAUUAAUAUCAAUUCCGUCUAAAGGAAGACCUUUUUGUCGCCAAUUCAGUGAACAAAAUGUUGGUAAGUCUGAUGAAAAAUAUAAUUUUAUAAGAAAAUAUUAUUUAUUUGGCGGUGAUACAGAUGAUAAAGGAGUACACCACUUAUUUGACGAAGAAAAAGAAGAUCUAUCUUUUCCUGGCGUUAUGGAAAGACUUCCAUACAAAAUUGCUGAUAUCAAACUAGCAGAAGCAGGUAGAAAAGCCUUAUCAAUGGCUGAAUUUGAAAUGCCAGGAGUAAUGCGAUUACGAAAAAUAUAUGGUCCUACAAAACCAUUGAAAGGUGUUCGUCUUGCUGGAUGUUUACAUGUGACAGCACAAACAGGAGUGAUGAUUGAAACAUUACGUGAAUUGGGGGCUGAAAUUCGAUGGAGUUGUUGUAAUCCAUUAUCAACGCAAGAUCAUAUUGCAGCUGCAUUAGUUAAAGCUGGUAUAUCCAUUUU
This is a messenger RNA of Rotaria sordida, 605 nucleotides long. Lineage: Eukaryota; Metazoa; Rotifera; Eurotatoria; Philodinida; Philodinidae. The record is from the annotation of a GenBank genome assembly.